GGCAUUGGAAACAAGCAGAAACCCCAUCAAUAUCUCGACAGAUAAUAUUGCUAACAGCACCGGAAGUGUAUACGAAGAAGUACAGAACCCAACGGCUGACAAUAUAAGAGCAAAGAUCGCUAACAUGAUCCGCUCCUUCUCCACAACUACCGGAAGUUCGGGUAUACAAUACCGCGUAUUUACAUCUGACAAUGACGCAGAUCUUUCCAUCAAGUUAUCGGCAGCAGGUGGUUACGCCGGGUUUAAGGCAUCGGCCGGUUUCGAGUCGGAGCAGACGGAGAAGAAAUACUAUCUCACGAUCGAUGCGAUCAAGCCGUUGUACACGCUGAUUUCAUCCGUUCCUUCCAACGGCUAUUUCUCGGAUAAAUCAAUCGAGGCGAACAAUCAAAACCUCAUCGUUUUAAAGAGUGUUACUUAUGGCAGCAGGGUGUUAGCUAACCUGGAAAUUACGUUGCAAACACAGAAAGACGCGAUCGAUUUCAAAGCCAGUUUCGGCGCUGACAGCGGUAAAGGAAUAUCCGCAAACGCUUCAGCCACCUUCAACUACCUUAAAACUGCAAAAAACGCAUCCACAACGGCUAAUGUUUACAUAGUCGGUGGACCGUUAAACACGACACUUUUUGAAACAGACAAGUUGCAGCAGCAAAUCACGGAGCUGAUUGCCAGGUGCAAUUACCAGACUGCCCAACCUAUCGCCUAUUCAUUUACUGAUAUCAAUGGAAAUGUACUUGGCAUCGAGUCAUCAACGGACAAGUUUACGACCACCAAAUGUGUUCCAUCGGGUUCUGUGUAUAAACUGGUUGCGGCUACUGUGCAGAUCUAUACGGGUAAAGACAACAAGGAGCAGGGCUCUAACGCAUCCGUAACGCUUUCAAAACCGAAAGGACCGGUAAAACCCGUUGUAGCUGCAUUUGAAAAGAUGGUGGCGGGCACAAAACUUCCUUAUAAAAUGAUCAAUGACAGCCUGGCUGUUAUACCGUAUGAAGGGGAGAAUGUGCCAAAUUACCAGGUGGUCGUUCAUAAAGCGGGUGACCUGAUCAUCGUUUUUGUCAACCUUAGUGACCUUUGGCCCGGGAAGCUGGGCGCCGAAAGAUACGAGUACCUUUUACAACAGGCUUACCAAUUCGACAUCCUAAAAAUAGGCAUGGACGCGGAUGAUAAAACUAUCUAUGCCAGAGCUGACCUGUACAAAACAACUGUCACCUCACCGAUACUUGGACGUGUAAUAAGACAAGUAGCCAAUGUUACGAAUAUAUUGGGUGCUCAACUGUCCCUGUGUGAUUCUUUUGUCAACUGGAUGCAGGCAAGCUAUAUACCAAAAGGAGGGCUGGGUGAUGCGAAAAAGAUGGUGACCGAAAAAAUAGGUCUCUACAAUGAAUAUGUUGCUGCCCUGCCUCAGGCAUAUGGCGCUUAUACCAAAACAUAUACCGAUCUGCGCUAUAAUAAAAGCGGCAAGAUAGAGCCUAUGUCGAACAGCCAUGUGCAAUGGAGUAUAGUUGCCAAUGGUAUCAUCGGGAUCAGGGCGGGCAUUUUCUGUACACCUUCACAAUACUAUUUUACGCUUCCUUCUUUUGCCGAGCAGGGCUAUGACAAUGCAAUGGAGAAACUCGGCGAUCGGGAAUG
Messenger RNA from Ostertagia ostertagi, 1623 nucleotides. Lineage: Eukaryota; Metazoa; Nematoda; Chromadorea; Rhabditida; Trichostrongylidae. The record is from the annotation of a GenBank genome assembly.